AAGCCAUUCAACAUAGCCUAGAUUGACGUUCUUAUUACUUCUAAACAAAAUACACUUUUUGGGGUUCUUAUAGGCUUACAAGGAUGUUUUGAUUUUUUCUUGAACAGUCGCUAAGAUUAUAUUUGGUUGUGAUCUUUGCAAAAUAACUAUUUUGGAUGUAGCAGUUGUUAGCUAGAAUGCUAACGCUCAUUGAUUAUAGCCAGUCGCAAAAGCUAGCCAAAAAUACAUUUGACUAGUUUAAGUGUUUAAGUAUAAUGCAGUUGAUUUGUGAUGACACAAACAUAUUAAGCAGGACAUUCAUACGAGCCUUAAAAUCCAAGUGUAAUCCAAUAGUAGUGUGAAAUGCACUCAUAAGCAACAUGUAAAUAGAGGCUUUUUUUGCUGGCAUUCUAUAAGAACUCCCCCUUGUUCUUCCACCAACUUGCGGGAAUGUUUGCAAACAGAAAGGGGUCUAUACCGCUUCUGAAACAUUUGAUUUCAGAAGCGGUCAGACAGCUACAGGUAACUGCCAGAAUAAAGGAAACGGGUUUCAGCCAGGGAUCUCCAACCUUGUUCCUGGAGAGCAACCCUCCUACAUGUUUCGCGCCAACCCCAGUUGUAACUAACCAGAUUCAGCCCAUCAAUCAGCUAAUUAUUAGAAUCAGCUCAUCAACCAGCUAAUUAUUAGAAUCAGGUGCGCUACAUGAAGGUUGUAGCAAAAACCUACAGGAUGGAACAGUGUUGUAGAGUCCUGGUUGAAACCUACAGGAUGGAACAGUGUUGUAGAGUCCUGGUUGAAACCUACAGGAUGGAACAGUGUGGAGAAGCCUGCUUUAAACCUACAGGACGGUAGCUCCCCAGGAACAGUGUUGUAGAGUCCUGGUUGAAACCUACAGGAUGGAACAGUGUGGAGAAGCCUGCUUUAAACCUACAGGACGGUAGCUCCCCAGGAACAGUGUUGGAGAGGCCUGGUUUAAACCUACAGGAUGGAACAGUGUUGGAGAGGCCUGCUUUAAACCUACAGGAUGGAACAGUGUGGAGAAGCCUGCUUUAAACCUACAGGAUGGUAGCUCCCCAGGAACAGUGUUGGAGAGGCCUGGUUUAAACCUACAGGAUGGAACCGUGUUGGAGAGGCCUGCUUUAAACCUACAGGAUGGAACAGUGUGGAGAAGCCUGCUUUAAACCUACAGGAUGGUAGCUCCCCAGGAACAGUGUUGGAGAGGCCUGGUUUAAACCUACAGGACGGAACAGUGUUGGAGAGGCCUGCUUUAAACCUACAGGAUGGAACAGUGUUGGAGAGGCCUGCUUUAAACCUACAGGAUGGUAGCUCCCCAGGAACAGUGUUGGAGAGGCCUGCUUUAAACCUACAGGAUGGAACAGUGUUGGAGAGGCCUGGUUUAAACCUACAGGAUGGAACAGUGUUGGAGAGGCCUGGUUUAAACCUACAGGACGGAACAGUGUUGGAGAGGCCUGCUUUAAACCUACAGGACGGAACAGUGUUGGAGAGGCCUGCUUUAAACCUACAGGACGGAACAGUGUUGGAGAGGCCUGGUUUAAACCUACAGGACGGAACAGUGUUGGAGAGGCCUGGUUUAAACCUACAGGAUGGAACAGUGUUGGAGAGCCCUGUUUAUAACCUACAGGACGGUAGCUCCCCAGGAACAGGGUUGGAGAGCCCUGGUUUAAACCUACAGGACGGUAGCUUCACAGGAACAGUGUUGGAGAGCCCUGGUUUAAACAUACAGGACGGUGUUGGAGAGCCCUGUUUAUAACCUACAGGACGGUAGCUCCCCAGGAACAGGGUUGGAGAGCCCUGGUUUAAACCUACAGGAUGGAACAGUGUUGGAGAGCCUUGGUUUAAACCUACAGGACGGCAGCUUCACAGGAACAGUGUUGGAGAGCCUUGGUUUAAACCUACAGGAGGGCAGCUUCACAGGAACAGUGUUGGAGAGCCCUGUUUAUAACCUACAGUACGGUAGCUCCCCAGGAACAGUGUUGGAGAGCCCUGGUUUAGGGUGAUCACUCAAAUUGGCUGUAAUGAGGGACGAGUGUUUGCAGGACUCUGAAGACCCGUCCAGCCCGUCUCCAUCCUGCUCCACUGAUCCCAAACCCACUGUGUCCCCGGGUCCUGACAGUGACCAGGAGGACAGUAACCAUGGUGAUCAGAAAGACACAGCGCAGGGUCAGGAGAGGGUUACUGUGAGUCUGGACAUCAACAGUGAAACACCAACAUUUAAUAUCGUAGUCAAAGAAGAAGAAGACUGGGAACUAGAUAAUACAGGAGAGAGUCCCAGCCAUCACUCUGCAGCCAGGGAGAGACCCUCUACAUCAGGAGAACCUGAGCAACACCAGAUGAAAUGCAGAACGAGGCAGAAAAAGACCCACUCAUGCCCAGAUUGUGGGAAACACUGCCAGACAUUAUCGGCACUACAAAUACACAUGAGAACCCACACAGGAGAGAAGCCUUAUACCUGCUCUGAGUGUGGGAAGGGCUUCACUCAUCAAUGUAGUUUGAGAUACCACCACCAGAAGAAACAUUCUGAACAGAUUAAAACAGACCCGGAUGACAAGAUUGGCUGCUGUUGUGGACAAGAGUUCUCUUCAAAGAAUGUUCUGGAGGUUCACUUGAAGACAAACGCUGGCGACAAGCCUUACGCCUGCUGUGUGUGUAAGAAGACUUUUACUCAUAAAGCAUUACUGAAAGUACACCAGCGAUCCCACACAGGAGAGAAGCCUUUCUCUUGCUCUCUGUGUGAGAAGAGUUUUACUCAAAAAGGAAAUUUGACAACACACGAGAAGUCGCACGCCGGAGAGAAACAUCCUUGCUCAGUCUGUGGAAAGAGUUUUACUCAAAAAGGUUAUCUGAAGAUUCAUCAGCGGCUUCACUGUUCUGAAGGGGACUUGAGUUCCUCUGUAUCAAGAGAACUUGAACACCGACAGAGGAGAGCUAAGGAGACUCACAGAUGCCCAGACUGUGGGAAGGAGUUCCCUCAAACAUAUUACCUGGACAGACACAUGAGAACACACACAGGAGAGAGGCCUUACCAGUGCUCUGUGUGUGGGAUGAGUUUCACGCAGAAAGGAAAUUUAAAAACGCAUCAGAAAGUGCACACAGGAGACUAUCCCAGCUCCUGGUCCACUGGUGAGGGGAGUCCCUGUACAUCGGGAGAAGCUGAACAACACCAGGAGAACCACACGGCCGUCGCAUCUCACGGCUGCCUAGUGUGUGGCGAGGAAUACUCAAACCUCCCAGAACUACACAAACACAUGAGAUCUCACUCGGGAGAAAAGUGUUUCAUCUGCCCUGUGUGUGGCAAGACUUACUCCAGAGAAUUUGACCUCAAAGUCCACCUCAGAACACAUACAGGAGAGAAACCCCACGAGUGCAUCGAAUGUGGCAAGAGCUUUGUCCGUAAACAAGGGCUCCGGCAGCACCAGCGGACACAUGAUGCCAAGCCCAUCGGACCGACCCGCCAGUUAGGCAGGCCAAAGCAGUUAACCUCCAUGGACAGGCCAAAGUAUUUAUCCAGGGCUCAGAUGUCCAAGAAAGUGCCUAAAAUGGAGAGUGAUACAGAGAUACAGGACUGCCAGUACUAUAACAAUUAACCGCGACUUUCUCUUAGUAGGUAGAGUUCUUCUCGCUGAAGCUGUGUCUGUGUUGUCGCCAUCUCUGAUCAGUAAGAUAAUCAUGCUAACUCUCACUCAUCUCAUCAAUCAACAUAUUAUGAUCAACAAAAAAAGGGGGGGGAAGUGUCCCUUUUUUGGGGGGGUCAAUUUUUCAUCAAUGCUGUGAUGGUGCUAAGAAAUCAACAGUGACUUGUAGCCCACUUGUGAAAUGUUCCUCACUGAUAAUAACCAUGUCAUGAUUAAUAAAGAAGCAUUCUGGUUAGGACACCUGUUGUCUUUCCCUCCAG
Messenger RNA from Salvelinus fontinalis (brook trout), 3893 nucleotides. RefSeq names its product zinc finger protein ZFP2-like. NCBI's taxonomy places the organism in Eukaryota, Metazoa, Chordata, Actinopteri, Salmoniformes, Salmonidae. Gene Ontology annotation, cellular component: nucleus. Bases 2017 to 3585 code for a protein of 522 amino acids. The transcript is spliced from 4 exons. Gene Ontology annotation, biological process: regulation of transcription by RNA polymerase II. The record is from RefSeq and is a predicted model, not a curated record. Gene Ontology annotation, molecular function: RNA polymerase II cis-regulatory region sequence-specific DNA binding; DNA-binding transcription activator activity, RNA polymerase II-specific.